GAGAGACAGUUUAUCACUGAUGGCACAGACAAUAGCGGGUACACGGAGGCUACCAUCAGCAGCAAGCAGGGACAGGCUACUCUGUGGAUUACAAGCUGAUUUCAACCUUAAAACCUUAUCUACGACCCAAAUUAGUGGCUUUGUGUGUUGAAAACAGACUGACUCCAUGUGGUGUAGAUACGGCCGUGUAAGGAAAAACUACACGGCGGGGACAUUGUCUCUGCCUGCACCCUCUACUCGAGAUAAAACAAAAAGACAGCCUUGAAAGAACCUUUUCUUCGGUGUAUUUCAAAUCAUGGAUUCAUCUCCAACCAUUGUGUUCGUCACAUCAGAGAAAUCAUCGUCGGGGGACGGCUUAGAUAACCCUGGCUAUGGUGAUAGCAAUGAUUUUCCACCACCUCCCUGCGACAGUGGUUCUGAAGUAAAUGACAGCGACAACUGGUCCGUGGCAAAACUAGUAGAUGAGAAGUUCAUUGACGAUGCCUCCACCGCGACUGACUACGCCAUGGAUGGUGCAUCCGGCGGGUCUGAAGAGAUCAACUCCAGAUUCCGCGACUUUGAAGACUUUGAAGGCGGAGGGGCCAUCGGCGAUUGGGAUGUGUUCGAAGAAAAUCCAUGGGAAAAUUUCGCUCACGCGGACCGGGAUUUCUGGUCACGUGUACACGCCAUCAGCCGAGUCGUCUUUUGCAUCUUUCUUCUCUUGUUCACCAUCUUCACAUCCUCAAUCAGCGUCCUCAGUGUUCUCAUCAUUGCCUUCAACAUUAAUGCGACCAGCAAAGCGUUUGCCUUGCCCAGUGGUCAGGUGCUAAGACCCCCCGGUGAGCACGUCGACGUGCGUUGGGUGUGGGCCGCCAUUUUAGUGAUGACAGCGCCCUAUAUCUUCACUUUCUGCAAAUGCAUGAUGAGGCUCAGUCUUAAAAGAACAAGGUCGUUGACAUGGAGACCACUGCUGCUGGCAAUGAUCAUAGAGACGAUUCACAGCGUGGGACUAAAUGUGUUCAUGUUUAUGGUAGCACCUAGUUACGAUCCUCUGACAGUGCUGAUGUUCAGCUUGGCUCCUUCUCUCGUCCCGGCUGCACUUCGCAUUUAUCGACCGCGGAAGGUGGAAGAACAAGGACAGGAACAGGAAAAACUUGGAUUUAGCAUCAUAAAUGCUCUGGAAUUCGUGCUUUCGCUCGGGUAUGUUAUGAUUCUGGGUAUCAAGAUAUACGCGAGCAGUGAAACGAUGAACGUUCGAAUAGCCGGCCCAGUGUCCUUGACCUUAGUCUCCGUCAUCUGGUGGGACAACUUCGUUCCGGUCUUGGAAUCCUGGAAGACUGCACGGCGAUAUGAAAUCCGCCACAUGCGCAAGUUGAAGAUUAAAGAAGGUUUCAUGGCCGGAAGCGUCCUCUUCCGCGCCAAAUACUCCAUCAAAGACCGGCGCACGAAAAUAGACGCCAUCUGUUCCGUGUGGAAAAUCCUCCUCAACCUCUUGAUUCCUUUGAUCCUGCUGUCGGCCAGCGGAGGAAACAGCUGCGUGUCCACUUUUUUCCUUGUCACCGACAAAACCGACAGCGGCUGCGUGUUGUGGACAGGAGGUCUGGGCCUCGCGAACGGUCGACCUCACGACUGGUGCAAAGCUUUCUUGCCGUUCGCGGUCGCUGGAGUCUGCAUCCUCACCAGCUUCGCCGCCUACAAAGCAGCACAGGUGUCGUGCAAAAUCAAUGCCCAGCAGCCUUGUUUCUCCCUUCCACUGCUUCUGACAGUGCCCGUCACAUUUGUCAUCUCACUGGCGAUGUACCGGAAGCAUUUCUCCCUCCUUGGUUGUUCCGUUCUCUGGCCAACCCUUGGUCCCAACAACACAUUGCUGGACCUGCUGAAAGAGUACUCCAGGGAGUACUGGCUGCCCAUCAUCUUUGGGGGCAUUCUUCAGAUGGCCUUGACCUGCUCUCACGUCUGGACUCCUUCUGCAGAAAGAGUGGCAUCCACAGACAAAUUGUUCGUUCGUCCCAUGUUUUGCGGGAUCCUCUUUGUCCAGUCCAUGCUGUUCAGUCGGGCUGUCGACGAUCAUGAAACACCCAGUGCAACGAAAACCAAGAAAGCCAACACGGAGAACGACAACUGGACCACGCGCUUGCAGUCGAUGACAGCCGACACAGACAAGGAGGAGGAAAUCGAAGAGCAGAUGAAGCAUGCACGCUUUCCGCGUAUCUACGCAUGCGCGACGAUGUGGCACGAGACUGCCCGAGAAAUGACGCAGCUUCUGAAAUCGCUCUUCCGAAUGGAUUGUGAUCAGUUCGCAAGAUCUUGCAUGUGGAAGCGUUUUAAUAUUGUUGACAAGGACUUUUACCAUUACGAAGCUCAUAUUUUCUUUGACGAUGCUUUUAAGAAGAUCAACCCUGAUGCCACUUCGGAUAACUAUACUGACUCGGAUUUUGUCGUCAAUGACUAUGUGAAGCAAUUCACCAGUGUCGUGGAUGAGGCUUCACAAUCUGUCUACCCCCCAAGAGUGUCGGUCUCACCUCCAACCAAGAUCAUUACGCCGUACGGAGGACGUCUGACAUAUGACCUUCCUGGAGGGAACCCAAUGGUUGUCCAUCUGAAAAACAAAUAUCUUAUCCGCCACAAGAAACGCUGGAGCCAGGUGAUGUACAUGUAUUACCUGCUGUCGUACCGACUGUUGCUGGGAGAAGGUUCAAAGUCCUCAAAGAAAAGACUGGCAGACAACACAUUCCUUCUCGCCCUAGACGGCGACGUCGACUUCUACCCGGAUGCCGUGCAGCUGCUAGUGGACCGCAUGAAGAGAAGCAGCCACGUGGGCGCCGCGUGCGGCAGAAUCCACCCUAUCGGAUCAGGUUUGAUGGUCUGGUAUCAGAAGUUUGAGUACGCCGUCAGUCAUUGGCUGCAGAAGGCCACAGAGCACGUCUUCGGCUGUGUCCUGUGCAGUCCCGGAUGUUUCUCCCUCUUCCGGGGAUCAGCACUCAUGGAAGACAAUGUCAUCAAGAGAUACGCUAAGAAGGCCACAAAUGCCAGACACGCCGUACAGUAUGAUAUGGGGGAAGACCGUUGGCUGUGCACCCUGCUCCUGCAGCAGGGCAAGCGAGUGGAAUACGCUGCGGCAGCAGAUGCCCUGACCUUCUGUCCUGACGACUUCGGCGAGUUCUUCACCCAGCGUCGUCGCUGGACGCCGUCCACAAUGGCCAACAUCUUGAACCUGCUGUCCGACUGGCGCCACAUCACGAAGGUCAACAGCAGCAUCUCCUUCCCUUUCAUCGUGUAUCAGACAUUUCUCUUCGUCUCUUCGAUUCUCACGCCGGGGACCAUCUUCCUCCUCAUCUUCGGGGCCAUCAACACAGCCUACCCGGAGCUGCCACUCUACGUCGCCAUGCUGCUGAACUUCGCUCCUGUUCUCGUCUUUAUCAUCUUGUGCUUCGUCGCCCGAAGCGAAAUCCAGAUCGCUUACGCCACGAUUCUGUCCACCGUGUACUCGCUAGUGAUGAUGAUCGUGCUGGUGGGUCUCCUCCGCCAGAUACAGGAGAGUGGCCUGUGUUCUGUCACCGCCAUCUUCUUCCUCGGCAUCGCUGUCGUCUUCGCCACUACAGCUAUUCUGCAUCCUCAGGAAAUGGGAAACAUACUCUUCGGUUUACUCUACUUCCUGGCCAUUCCCUGUACCUCCAUGAUUCUUGUCUUCUACGCAGUGGCCAAUCUGAACGUCGUCUCGUGGGGGACACGUGACUCCACCACGCCCACCGCGAGAGGUGGCGAGAAGAAAAGCCUGAGCGAGAGGCUGGGUCUGGGGCGCAUCAGACGCGUCAUCAGUGGGAAGGGGGAACCCGAGGUGGAGAAGAAAGUUACUUCUGACUAUACUUUCUCCUUCGGAAACCUGUUCAGGUGCAUCUGUUGCCCGAUCGAGAAAACAGACGACACAGCAGUGAGAUUCAGAGACAUUGAGAACGCUCUGUAUGACCUGCGGCGCGCUAUCCUGGACCAGAAAGGACAUCCAAGUGAGGACGUCGAGCGGCAGGAACUUUCUUUGGACAAAGAACCAGGCCCUUCUGUCAGCUUCAAAGUCGAACCUGCACCCAUUCCAGCAAUAGAAAAAGAUGCGGACAACACUCCUGGUCACCCAGCCACUGAUCCUUGGCCUGAAAGCUGGUGGCAGGAAGAAGCCCUGGGUAUGGGCCUGGUGGAAGGCCUGCCUCCAAAGGAAUCCACUUUCUGGUCGCAGCUCAUUGAGAGGUACCUGAAGCCUCUAGAAAUAAGUCAGGAGGAGCAGGAGCAGAUGGCCAAGGAUCUGACGAUGUUGCGCAAUAAGGCAGCCAUGUUGUUCUUCCUCGGCAACGCUCUCUUCGUCACCAUCAUCUUCAUCCUGGAGUCUGUGUCAGAGUAUUCACCAGGCUUGACAAUCCAGCUGCCGUGUGACCAAGGUCACGUUGGACAGAAGAUUGAACCUAUCUCAGUCGUCUUCACGGUUGUCUUCGGAAUCCUGCUCAUCUUUCAGUUCUUCGCCAUGCUCAUCCACCGACUCUCCACCCUGGUUCACAUCAUCGCCUCCACCACGCUGCAGAAGAAGAAUACUGGGAACGAGGCUGAGAACUUCAAUCAGUUUGGCUUCUUCGACUUGACCUAUGACAUCCUGCGCAAUCCUUUUCCUGAGGAAAUCAGACCAGGGACAGACGCGAGUAGCUCAACUCCCGACAGCGGAGUUCAGUCGAAUGACGACACUGCUACAGAAGCAUCUCACGAUCACAUCAAGCAACUCAUAAGGAGGCAGACGACUCGUGGACGCAGCUUAAAGGGGCGAAAUCUCCAAGAAGUCUUUGAGGAGGGGGUCAAAACUCUAAUAUUGGGGAAUAUUGGCGAAAGUUCGGACGACCCAGAACGUGAAGGAAAAGAAGACAAACCUGAAGCAGAAGAUGAUAAGGAUACUAGCCAACAGGUUGAACGUGUAAAGCCCUGGAUAAGAAGCAAGUCGAUCAAGGCACUAAAUGCCAUUUCAAGGAACAAAUCGAUGUUGGAGACCGUGCAACGACGAACGAAUGAGGCGGCGCGAAAAAAUUGGGAACGAGCGAGACGUUCCUUCAUCUCUGAAAGAGCAGGUUCCAUGCCAAGGCGGCAAAGGCCGAACUUCGCCAAUGUAGUCAAACAGGCUAUAGAGCACGAGCGGAAAGGCGGAUCGACGGAAGGAGAGACGAGUCCAGUAAAAAAGGAAAGGACAAAAAAGAGCGUGCGGAUUAAGACUUCAGACGAGCCGGAGCAGAAGCGGUCAGAACAGACGGAUUCAGAAGAAAAGCCUGCAGAACCUCAGGCGUCACCGGCAACUGCGGCAUCACCAGUGGCUACAGCUAGAGUCAAAAGGAUGGAUCACACGAGCAAAGUCAAACCUUUCGCAGACAAAUGGAAGGAUGGUCCCACCCCGAUUGCCAGCAGAGGCAAGGUCAAGAAAGCCCGCGCGCCCCCUGUACCUCCAGCCUCAGCCGCCGGAAGGCAAAGACGGGAGGGAGCAGGGGCUGAUCGACCCCAGCCUCUUUCGAGCCCCUCAGAGAUCGUGGUGCACGUUGCUGACGAACAUGCGACAGAGAUCACAGAGUUAUAGUUAGUGCUGGUGGCUCCAUCAAGGCUGAGAUUUAAAAUACUUUCUCAAUUGCCUGAAAAUCAGUCAAACUUGCAAAAAGAAGGAUUAUUUGUAGCUUGCACGUAUGUUGUCAGUAUGUCGACUGUUUCAUUCGUGUUUUCUUUGACAUUUGUCUGCCCGCUCACCUGUCGCCGCAAGUUUUUAAUUACUUUUCUUGUAUUUUAAUAAUCAUUUCCUUACAUCGGUCUAUCUAACGUUUCCUCAUUCCUUCCACUUCCAUCUCUCUUCCUCCCCUCAUGCCCUCCCCUACCCCCGUUGAUCCCUCAACCUUAGCCGGUAUGUUGUUCUGUACCUCGUUCGUAGAAAACGUUUUUGAAGAGGUCCUUCAGCUCUGUUUGAGGCUAAGCGCAACAGCAACAUACACGUGCACAACAGGCAGGACUGCGGGUGUGUCCGUGAAUCAAAGGAACACUUUCUUUCGAUAUUAAUGUUUGCUUACCACCCUGGGUAGAAGCGUUUCGUUUGAUUUCAAUCAAAAACUUAUACCGGCUACUGCCAACGGAAGAUUCCAGAACGUGGGCCUUGCUUUUGUGAACAAAACACACUGUGAUUGUUACCGUGCACAUGACUCUGACUCACUCUUAGUUGUCUCCCGCUGCUGCCUUACGUGAGAGACCAGGGCGGACAACCCACGUCGAUUUACCGCCCUUACUUCCGAUCAUUUGAGAUCAUUGCUAUUUAUGAUUGUGUGCCAUUGAUGAUUACGAUUCAAAUUUACUGAUAAUUAUUAUUAUUUAAAUUAUUUAUUAGAAUUUAAACCCAUUGUUGCAGAGCCAGACUGAUGUCCCUUGUCGCCUCACGUGCCAGAUUGAUUAUAAUUAUAUAUAUUCAUUUUUAUUCAUAUCACAGUUUCUUUUAAGCCUAUUAUUUUGUUAUUUAGACACAAGAGUGCUGGUAACAAAGUCUUGUCUAUAUUGCUGAUAAAUCACACUUUUGAGCAAACUUUUUCGCCUAUGCGAGUUCAUUUUCUGUCAUUAGGUUUCACUCUCUCUAUUUGUAUUAACACCGCCUUUGUCAUAUCAAUAUUAUCAUUGUUCUGUUUAAUACCACAAUAUUAAAGGAAACUAUAUAUUUCCCUCAGAAGUUUUAACACUUUGAUAAAGGAUUCCCCUUUUUUUCAAAUGUAGAGAGGCCAUAAAACUUUGUUUUAAAAAUGUUUAAAAGUUUAUUACCAUGCUACUGGCAAAAGAAUAUUCUCCUGUAUGGGCCUACUUCAAUUCUAUAAACCUCUUUUAAACUGAA
Messenger RNA from Pomacea canaliculata, 6856 nucleotides. RefSeq names its product chitin synthase chs-2-like. The transcript has 21 exons. Gene Ontology annotation, molecular function: chitin synthase activity. The record is from RefSeq and is a predicted model, not a curated record. NCBI's taxonomy places the organism in Eukaryota, Metazoa, Mollusca, Gastropoda, Architaenioglossa, Ampullariidae. Gene Ontology annotation, cellular component: cell septum; cell periphery. Bases 296 to 5575 code for a protein of 1759 amino acids.